AUGCCAAGCUGUGGAAUUAAAGAAUGCAAAGUGGAGCACUGGAGUCACUACUGCAACGUUUGUGAUAAGGGUAAUUCAGAUCAUUUACCAAAAGAUUGCCCUCAAGGAAUUUCAAUUUAUCAUGGCACAAAAGUUUCAAAUAUUUCAUCGAUAAUAGAUAAUGGUUUAAGACCAUCAACUCAUGGCAGAAUUGGAUCCGGGAUAUAUUUUGCUGGAGGAGAUGUUGUAUUGGAUAUUACUAAACAUCGUGGUGAUGGGAAUGGACUAGUUGUCUUUAAAUGCAGAGUUAAUCCGAAUUACUGUCGUACUGGUGUACAUCCAACAUGGACAGGGGUGACAAAAGCACCUUUCAAUGAAUGGUGCCUCACAGAUUCUACAAAGUAUGCGUUAAUUGGAGUUCUUCUAGUCGAUGGUAUCGUUGAUGGUGACAUUAAUAUUCCCCAUGGAACAAUUAUGGUUACUGGUCAUUGCAAAUUCAGAGGCAAUAUCACUGUUGGUACUUUACAAGUAGGAGGAACUGAAUUUUGA
Molecule: messenger RNA, 528 nt
Organism: Stylonychia lemnae
Lineage: Eukaryota; Ciliophora; Spirotrichea; Sporadotrichida; Oxytrichidae
Source: the annotation of a GenBank genome assembly